CCAUGGGCUUUAAAUUGAGAUGAAUGAGCCCGGCCUUCUAGUUAUCACAGCGGAUUUGUCACUUACUUUCUCUCACUUCUUUCUGUUGCCUCCUCUCUCAGACGUUCCUUUUUUAUUUAAUUUAUUUAUUUUUUGUACACACUCAACCUGUUUGACGCUUUAAAGAAGAUACUUCACUGUUGAGGGAGGCUGGAGGCUACCACACAGAUUAACGUGUCUGUUUUUUUGGGGGGGUGUUUUAAGUUUCACCUGAUCUCACUCGUGAUCUGUUGGAUUUUCUGGACUGAGUCCUGGCUGCUCUGGCUGCACAGCUGCUUUUCAACUGGAGAGCUGAAGACUUUAAAGGGGUUUUAGCUGAACAGAAGGCAAGACGUCACCAUGCUGCGAGACGCCAUAACAAGUGUUUCAAAGCUCCACGGUUAUCUGAUAAGCAGAACAGAUGCCAGGGUCAAAGAUUACCCUCUGAUGCAAAGUCCCGUGCAAAUGACCAGCAUCCUGGCGGCCUACGUCCUCUUCUCUGUGUACGCCGGACCCCGCAUGAUGGCAAACCGCAAACCUUUCGCCCUGAACCGAGCCAUGAUCGUCUACAACCUCUGCAUGGUUUUAUUGAACGCCUUCAUCGUGUAUGAGUUCUUGAUGUCUGGCUGGGCCACCACCUUCACUUGGAGGUGUGACCUGAUCGACCCGAGCACCAGCCCAGAGGCUCUGAGGAUGGUACGAGUGGCCUGGUUGUUCUAUUUUUCAAAGUUUAUUGAACUUCUCGACACAGUAUUCUUUGUGUUGAGGAAGAAGCAAAGUCAGAUCACAUUUCUCCACGUCUUCCAUCACUCCUUCAUGCCCUGGUCAUGGUGGUGGGGCAUCACCCUCACGCCUGCUGGAGGAAUGGGAUCAUUCCAUGCUUUGGUGAACGCAUCAGUCCAUGUGAUCAUGUACACCUACUACGGCCUCUCGGCUGCAGGGCCUCGUUUUCAGAAGUAUCUGUGGUGGAAGAAGCACAUGACCGCAAUCCAGCUGACGCAGUUUGUUCUGAUCUCCAUCCACAUCAGCCAGUACUACUUCAUGGAGCACUGUAGCUAUCAGAUGCCCAUGUGGAUUCAUUUGAUCUGGAUGUACGGCUUCUUCUUCUUCCUCCUCUUCUCCAACUUUUGGGUGCAGGCCUACAUAAAGGGCAACCGGCUCCCUACCGUAGACCACAGUCCCAAACAGAACGGGUCGACCAGUGAACACAUCACUGUCAUGGCCAAUGGUAAACACCAUGAAAACGGGAAUGCUCACCACUACACCAAUGGUAAAAUCGUCAUGGGCAAAGUGAAGGAAAUCUAAACGUGACUCAGGAAACAAGGAGACACAGACAAUUAGUGUUUUUUGUUUUGCCUUUUUUUAAGUCAUCUUAAAUAUGCCACUUAUUUGUAACUAGUAGCAUAUUUGAGUAAAAAGGUUCARUGUGCUACCUCUGAUUUGAGUUUGUAAAUACAUCUCCUCUUUUAUGACAUAGUCACACUACCGAGAUAUGAUUGGCAUCCAAGUUUUGCCACUGAUCUCCCCGCUUGAAACGCUCUGCAAGUUGUUGCAAAAACUAUUUAACUGUGAUGAACAGGGAACGAUAAUUGGUGCUCAUUUUGUCACUGAUAGUAUUCAUUAACUCAGGCUUGACCUGCAGCACGGUUCGGCUAACGUGGCCUUUGUUGUUUGGGAGUGUGGCAAUAUUUCCACUGGAUACAAGUAUGUGUAAAUAGUCAAUUUACCAUGAAACGUGUGGAACAAGGUGGAAGGAAAAGAAAUGUCAUUGUAAAUGUCAAAUAUUUAGUUUCUUUUUAUUUAUCGAUUUGAAAUGAAACCAAAAUUAGAUGAAGGUCUGUGUCAUUUAGAAAGCAGAUAUGGUGUGCACUGUUUGAGCAACAUGCUAUUUCUGUUUUUCUGUUCUUUUGAAAUAUAGACUAAGAAAAUGUUUCACUGUAUAUUACAGUAUUAAUGCUUUUUUUUGUUUGUUUUUUGUAUUUAAACAAAUUCAGAUAAUUUUGAGACCCUGUAUGGCUUUGUCUAUUGGUACAAUGAGCAUAGUGUCACUGACAUUGAGGAAGGGUCUGAACUUGAUAUAAACUUAUCAAUGUUUGUUGAUGUUUAGAUUAUGUAUUAAUCUUUGACUUCAAAGAAAAUAAAAUAGCUUCCCGAAAGGUGAAACAAGUUACUAUCUCUGGAUUGUUGGUCCAGUUUCAAAGACUCAAAUAAAAAAAUGCACAUUUCCAUUUUUGUUCACUGAAAAACAGACAAAGUCCUGAUGUCUCAUUAUUAAACUUGUAUCCCAAACUA
Messenger RNA from Austrofundulus limnaeus, 2310 nucleotides. RefSeq names its product ELOVL fatty acid elongase 1a (gene elovl1a). Gene Ontology annotation, molecular function: fatty acid elongase activity. Gene Ontology annotation, biological process: sphingolipid biosynthetic process; fatty acid elongation, polyunsaturated fatty acid; fatty acid elongation, monounsaturated fatty acid. NCBI's taxonomy places the organism in Eukaryota, Metazoa, Chordata, Actinopteri, Cyprinodontiformes, Rivulidae. The coding region runs from base 379 to 1323 and encodes 314 amino acids. The record is from RefSeq and is a predicted model, not a curated record. The transcript is spliced from 8 exons. Gene Ontology annotation, cellular component: endoplasmic reticulum membrane; endoplasmic reticulum.